Molecule: messenger RNA, 3289 nt
Organism: Apis mellifera (honey bee)
Lineage: Eukaryota; Metazoa; Arthropoda; Insecta; Hymenoptera; Apidae
Product: aminopeptidase N
Exons: 12
Coding region: 234-3005 (923 amino acids)
Biological process (GO): peptide catabolic process; proteolysis
Cellular component (GO): cytoplasm
Molecular function (GO): peptide binding; zinc ion binding; metalloaminopeptidase activity
Source: RefSeq, a predicted model, not a curated record
AUCCAACAAUAUAAUAACUUGAAUCGUGACAAUGCUCCGAUUGAUAAAGAAAUAUCGAUAAGAAAGAAAAGUUAGGCAGAUUUUUGAUAAUGGUUUCAACGUGCCUUACCUUAUAAAGCACGAACACCUGUACAGCUAAGUCAUUCAUAAACCAAUCGUCGACGUGUAAUUAAUUUAUUGCCCGGAAUUUUGCAUGGUGUAAAGUCGGCUGGUUGAUCCAUUUAUCAUCAAGGAUGGCCAAAGCAUUGUUGCUCCUCUGCUUGACGAUCUGUCAAGCGAAUUUUCUGUACGGGGACGCCGUCAACCCUCGAGCUGAAAAUGAGUACCCGUACAGGCUUCCAACCGAUGUCGUACCAUCGUCGUACAAAUUAAGUUUGGAACCGGAUUUGGACAAAUUCACGUUCAACGGCACUGUGGAGAUCGCGAUCGAAGUUAAAAAUACAAAUGUUAAUAAUAUAACAUUGAAUCAAAAGAAUCUCAAUAUCAAGAGAGUAGAGCUGAAAAAUUUGAAUGAGAAAACGGAUAUAAAAGUGAAGACAUUUGAUCAAGUAGAAAAGCAAGAAAUUUUAAUUAUAAUGUAUGAGAACAAUGAAGUUAUUAAAAAGGGGAAUUAUACACUCACGUUAGGUUAUUCCGGCGAGUUGAACGAUCAGAAGAGAGGAUUUUACAGGAGUAGAUACAUCGAUAAGGACGAGAAGAUAAAAUACGUUGCCGCGACCCAUUUCGAGCCGACAGGCGCUCGAUUAGCGUUCCCUUGCUGGGACGAGCCCGAUUUCAAGGCGACAUUCGACAUCUCUAUAACCCACUCGAAAUCGUACAACGCGAUCUCGAAUACGAAAAAAAAGAAUGUAACGAUCGAAAAUGGAAAGUACGUAUCCAAGUUCGACACAACACCGAAGAUGUCCACUUACUUGGUGGCAUUCGUUGUCUCUGAUUACAAGUCGAACAAUAGAACCGAGAACGAAAUCGAGUUCAAAGUUUGGACGAAACCGCACGCCGUGAAUCAGACGGAGCACGCUUUGAACGUGAGCGUGGAUCUGUUGAAGAGAUUGGACGAUUAUAUGAAAAUCCCGUACGGGAACGAGAUUAAAAAAAUGGACCAAGUGUCGCUGAAAGAUUUCUCGGCAGGCGCAAUGGAAAAUUGGGGUCUCGUUACUUACAGGGAGACCUCACUUCUCGUUGAGAAGAAUGUCACGUCAGAUCGUGCGAUUCAAGGGGUAACCACGACCAUAGCCCACGAGUUCACCCAUCAAUGGUUCGGAAAUCUCGUCAGUCCGAAAUGGUGGAAGUACAUUUGGUUGAACGAAGGAUUCGCGGAUUAUUUCCAAUAUUUCAUCACUCAUCAGAUUCUGCCCGAUUGGAGAUUAGACGAGGUAUUCGUUGUGGAGAAUACGCAGGGGGUCGCUUUCGUUACGGAUGCGGGUUUAAACACACGACCCAUGAACCAGGACGCGACCACGCCCGCAGAAAUCAGCAAAUUGUUCGACAAUAUCGCGUAUCAGAAGUCUGGAGCGGUUAUUCGAAUGAUGUCGCACAUUUUGACGCUUCAAAAUUUCCAAAAUGGCUUGACGGAAUACCUGAACGAAAUGAACCAUAAAAAUGCCGAUUCGUCGGAUCUUUUCAAAUAUCUCGACAAAAACGGGAAGGAGAAAUUGCCCAAGAAUGUGACGUUCGAACAACUUAUGAACGAGUGGGUGAACAAGCCUGGUUAUCCGGUGGUGAACGUUGUAAGGAAAGAGAAUGUGUAUGAGAUAACUCAAAAACGAUUUUUAUUGUACAAUGGGAGCGAAAAUGAUAACACGAAAUGGUGGGUGCCGCUCACCUAUUUCCGUUUGUCCAAUAUCAACGAGACAUCAACAUUGCCAAAGUUAUGGUUGAGACCGAACGAUGAAUUCGUGAACGUGAAUGUUACAGAGGGGGAUGGAAUUAUUUUCAACACGUUACAGACAGGUUAUUAUCGCGUGAAUUACGACAAGGAGAACUGGAAAUUGUUGAACGAUUACUUGAACUCGAACAAUUACACCAAGUUGAGCCCCAUAACGCGAGCUCAAUUGAUCGACGAUGCUUUAAAUUUGGCACGGGUUGGCCUACUCCCUUACGACGUGGCGUUAAAUCUCACCUUGUACCUUCGCAGAGAAGUGGAUUACAUACCUUGGCAAACGACAUUUAGGAACUUGAACUUCUUGAAUACCAUGAUGCGAACCUCCGACCAUUAUCAAAUGUUCAACAGUUACGUUACCUGGCUAAUGAGAUCCCUCGUGGAAACGGUGGAUUACAAACCUAACUCGAAGGACGAUCAUCUUACGAAGAUGCUUAGACCGACCAUAAUGUAUUGGGGCUGCAGAGCUGGCGUUGAAAAUUGCGUGGAUUACGCCAGUAAUGAAUUUAAUGAAUGGUUGAAGAAUUCUGAGAAAAAACUCGACCCCAAUUUGAAGAACAACAUUCUGUGCGCCGGUCUGAGAAGUUCAAACGCGGAGGCAUGGAACCGUACAUGGAACAUCGUGAAAAAUAUAACGGACGAGGAUGAAAGGGACAAUUUAUCACCGAUCUUGGCUUGUUCGAACUCGUUCGAAGUUUUGGAGAAAUAUCUGUUGCAAACCCUCGAGAAAAAUUCCUUGUUGUCCUUCUCGAGCGUGUAUCGAAACGUCAUAAAGGAACAUCCGAGCGGUGUCGAUAUCGUUUUGAACGUGCUCUACGACAAAUACGAGACGCUAAACAAAACUGAACAUAACCUCAAAUCGUAUUUGGAUACAAUCGCGAGCAGCGUGACGACCCACGAACAAUAUGGAAAGUUAAUGUAUCUUAUAUUGAAAGAGAGAUUGCAAAUGGAUUUUCUCGGGAACACGACUCUGAAAGCGAUCAGUAACAUAAAUUGGAUCGACCAUAAGAAAAAAAUGAUGGAAGAAUGGCUGCACAAGCAAAAUUUUUCAUCAUCCGAUGGUAACAGUUUGGUGGCGUUCGUUUCGAUGAUCGUAUUAUCAAUAUUUGUUACUCGAUUCUAUUAAGAUUCUAUGUUUAGAGAAUUUUGUUGAGAAUAUGUUGAGAUCGUUGCGAACGAAUAAAAAUGCGAUAAAGUGUUGAAAUAAAUUUAAUUAAUACGAUGAUCUUCUUGUACAGUAUAUCAUCAAUACGAUCGCGACAAUGUUAUUCAGAAUGACAAGAUUCGUAAGAAUUUGAAAAUAUGUUUCAAUAACGCGAUUAUUUAAAUUGUAAAUAUGUGGAAAAUGUAUUUUUAUAUUAUAUGUUAUAUGUGAACGCAAUAAAAAGAGUAGAAUUUUAACGUUAAGAA